Molecule: messenger RNA, 361 nt
Organism: Anarrhichthys ocellatus (wolf-eel)
Lineage: Eukaryota; Metazoa; Chordata; Actinopteri; Perciformes; Anarhichadidae
Product: reversion-inducing cysteine-rich protein with Kazal motifs-like
Exons: 7
Biological process (GO): sprouting angiogenesis; blood vessel maturation; extracellular matrix organization
Cellular component (GO): plasma membrane
Molecular function (GO): metalloendopeptidase inhibitor activity
Source: RefSeq, a predicted model, not a curated record
AUGACAUGUAUCUCCACCAAAGAUCCCUCCUGUUGCCAACAUGCUGCCGAGUUCUCACCUUGCAAAGAAGCUUGUGACCAGCUCGCCACUAUAAAGAGUGAGUCUCGUCUAAAGCAUCUGCUCCAGAGGUUACCCAGUUACUGUCCGGAGUUGAUGAAUGAACUUUGGACGUGCAUCAACUCUUCACUCCCAGGAGUAUCCAGGAAGUCGGACGGCUGGGUGGGGCUGGGCUGCUGCGAGCUGGCCAUCUCAGCUGAGUGUCGCAGGGAAUGCAGACAGGCAUCAUCUAAAAAUGACAUAACUAAAGUAUGCAAAAAAGUCACAGAGAACUCCCUCUACAGCUGCAUCACCAAAAAUGAAA